Arctia plantaginis is the source of this 369-nucleotide messenger RNA. Lineage: Eukaryota; Metazoa; Arthropoda; Insecta; Lepidoptera; Erebidae. The record is from the annotation of a GenBank genome assembly.
AUGGUUGACGCAAAUAGGUCAUUGUUGGUAAAAUACUGCGUGCGGCCAGAGGCGCCACAUGACUGCGACAAUAUUCCUUGCGACCCAUUGGAGGAGGUGGAAGGAGAGUGUCCGAAGCCAUACAUUUGUGCAGAAAGGAUAAAAAACCCAGCUUUACCACAUGAAAAUACUCGCUGUCUACCUGGAUCCUUUAUAAAUGUUAAAAGUUGCUUCGUACCCGACCCUGACCAUCCAUGUGACCCGCCUGUGCCGUGCAGCGUCAAAGGUAAAACCAGAAAUUGCCAAGACCCAACAUUGUGUCAUCAUAGGCUCAAAAACCCUGAGAUUCCAAAGCGACGUAUCACUAACGAUUGUGAUCCCAAUAAAUAA